AUGGAGAAAAUGCUGAAUCUGCUAGGGGGGGAAGAUCCCCGAAUUUUGUUUAUGGAGACGUUCCUGCGCCACUUGCCUUCCCGGGUUCAGACGGCGCUAGCCAACACGUCCAUUACGGAGCCCCGCGCCUUGGCUGAAGAGGCCGACCUUUUUUUCCUGGCUACCCAGCAGUCCGGUGCAGAGGCGCUAGCUGUGACGCUCAGCGCCCCCUCAACAGUUAAGAAGGCUUGGGGGAGGCUGGACGCGACGGUGCCAAGCCGGCGUGGAGACACAGGAGAGUGUUCUUACCACGCGCGGUUCGGGGGCCAGAGCAAAGAAGUGUAUCGCUCCCUGCAGUUACAAACCUCCGGGAAACGGGGGAGCCGGCGCUCAGUAGUGGCCCUGAGCGUUGGCGACACGAGCAGGCUUCUCUUCGUUAGCGACAGAGUCUCGGGAAGCUUGUUUCUGUGUGACACGGGCGAUCAACGGAGUGUGGUUCCUGCGUCGAGGGAAGACGUCGCUCGUGGGGGACACGGACCGCGGUUGACGACGGCUAAUGGCGGCCCCAUUCGCACGUACGGCGUGAGGCCUAUGUGUUUGUGUAUUGGAGGACAGCGGUUCAACUGGGAUUUUGUGACGGCAGACAUUUAUUUUCCCCUCCUCGGGGCAGAUUUUUUAUGUGCUCACGGACUCCUGAUGGACGUUAAAAAUAAACGCUUGGUUGAUGCCUUGACGUUUUCCUCCCUCGUGCGGCGGCUGUCGGGCUCGCUGUCGGGCUCGCUGUCGGGGGCGGACACUUUUCUCAGGCUGUUGGCUGAAUUUUCAGACCUGACGCUGCCCACCUUCUCUGCGCUCACCACCAAGCAUGGGGUGGAGCACCACGUCACCACUGAAGGUCCCCCAGUCUACGCCAGGGCCUGGCGGUUGAACCCUUCUAAGCUUGCAGUAGAGAGGGUGGAGUUUUCGACCAUGGAACGCCUGGGUAUCGUCCGCCGGUCUGACAGUCCUUGGGCCUCUCCUCUGCACGUCGUUCCCAAGCCGAACGGUGGUUGGCGCCCAUGUGGGGAUUACCGCCGCCUCAACGACGCCACGACACCUGACCGCUACCCGGUGCUGCACAUUCAGGACUUUUCUGCAUAUCUGGCCGGUACGCUGGUGUUUUCUAAAGUGGACCUGGUGCGUGGUUACCACCAGGUGCCCAUGCAUCCCCUGGACGUUGCCAAGACGGCAGUGAUAACGCCGUUUGGACUUUUCGAGUUCCUGCGGAUGCCUUUUGGGCUCAAGAAUGCCGCUCAAACGUUCCAACACCUGAUGGAUUCGGUGCUGCGGGACUUACCGUUUGUGUUCGUCUACCUGGACGACAUACUCGUAGCCAGCGCUUCGGUGGAAGAGCACCUGUCCCACCUCCGAGGAGUGAGAGUGUGUUGUUUCACGAGGCUCAGCCAACACGGGUUGAUUAUCAACCCUGCAAAGUGCCAGUUCGGGGUGUUUGACAUUGACUUCCUUGGACACCGCGUCACCAAAGGCGGUGCAGCACCCCUGCCGGCGAAGGUUGAGGCUGUUGCGGCGUUUCCUCGCCCGCUCACAGCCCGGUCGCUCCGUGAGUUCCUGGGGAUGGUGACUUUCUACCACCGUUUCAUCGCCCGGGCCGCCCACAUUAUGCGGCCGCUGUAUGAGGCUUUGAAGGGUAAGACCCCCAUCCAGGCGAUCGACUGGACGGCGGAAGCUGAGGUUGCUUUUACGGAGGUCAAGACUGCGUUGGCUCAGGCGGCCCUGUUGGCGCACCCAUCAUCCACGGCUCCCAUCUCCAUUACCACAGACGCAUCGGACUACGCCGUUGGUGCGGUGCACGAGCAGUGGGUGGAGGGCGCUUGGCAGCCACUUGCCUUUUUCAGCCGUCAGCUGACGCCCAGGGAAUGCAGGUACAGCGCCUUUGACCGAGAGCUCCUUGGACUCUGGCUGGCCGUGCGGCACUUCUGUUUUUUACUGGAUGGCCGUGAAUUUACGGCGUUUGUCGACCACAAGCCGCUCACGUUCGCCAUGUCAAAAGUGGCGGAGCCUUGGUCUGCACGUCAGCAGCGGCAGCUGUCUUACAUCUCGGAGUUCACCACAGACAUUAAACACGUGGCUGGCAAAUCGAACCUGGUCGCAGAUUGCCUCUCCAGGGUCGUCAUCGGGCCGUAGUUGGGCCUGGACUAUACCCGCAUGGCGACGGACCAGGUCACGGACCCCGGCGUACAGGCCCUGAAGGAGGAUAGCUUGGGGCUGCGCUUGGAAGACGUAGUUUUCGGUGACGCGGGCGUUACUCUCCUGUGCGACGUCUCCACAGGCCUGCCACGGCCAGUCGUUCCCGCCAGUUGGAGGCGCUCCGUUUUUGAGGCGGUGCACGACCUGUGGGUAUGUCGGUUUGGCACCCCGUCCGACAUUUCCUCGGACCGGGGUUCGCAGUUCACGUCUGAGCUCUGGAACGCCGUGGCGUGUGGUUUGGGAGUUAAGCUUCACAGGACAACCGCUUAUCACCCUCAGGCUAACGGCCUCUGUGAACGUUUCCAUCGCUCCAUGAAGGCAGCACUCAGAGCCGGCCUGAAGGACGGCAAUUGGGUUGACAAGCUGCCUUGGGUAAUGCUGGGCCUGAGGACCGCGCCUAAGGAAGACCUGCAGUGUUCCACGGCUGAGAUGGUCUACGGUCAGCCGCUGAGGGUUCCAGGGGAUUUCCUCCCUAACGCAUCGGCUCCCUGGUCGGCGUCGGCGCAGCGGGUUUGCCUGCAAGACGCCGCUGAGAUUUUUGCUCUGAUUCCUACUGCUCAACAUGGUACCCAGGUGUCCCGGGUUCCCGCGGAUCUCCGCUCGGCAGAGCACGUCUUCAUCCGGCACGAUGCGCACAGGGGUCCCCUACGGCCUCCUUACGAUGGACCUUUCCGGGUUUUGGAACACGGGGACAAACACCUUGUGGUCGACCUGGGUGGUAAGGCCGAGCACGUCUCGGUGGACCGGGUGAAGGCGGCCCAUUUGGAUUUGGGCCAGCCGGUGGUGCUGGCACGACCUCUGCAACGGGGGCGCCUGCCGGCCUUGAUCCCUGUCACUGAUUUGAGACCCGUUGUUCCGGUCUCGCCUCUUCCGGAGGCCGCCAAUGCAGAGGUCGUUUUUCCGGCUCCCGUGCUCAGGAGUCGUGGGGGUCGACCUGUCGUUCCUCCCCGCCACGCUGACUUUGUUUAUGGGUGA
Messenger RNA from Trematomus bernacchii (emerald rockcod), 3201 nucleotides. RefSeq lists its product as uncharacterized. The record is from RefSeq and is a predicted model, not a curated record. Lineage: Eukaryota; Metazoa; Chordata; Actinopteri; Perciformes; Nototheniidae. Gene Ontology annotation, molecular function: nucleic acid binding. Gene Ontology annotation, biological process: DNA integration.